This is a messenger RNA of Pistacia vera, 1236 nucleotides long. Its product is annotated as heavy metal-associated isoprenylated plant protein 41-like. NCBI's taxonomy places the organism in Eukaryota, Viridiplantae, Streptophyta, Magnoliopsida, Sapindales, Anacardiaceae. Gene Ontology annotation, biological process: rRNA base methylation. Bases 1 to 1236 code for a protein of 411 amino acids. Gene Ontology annotation, molecular function: rRNA (uridine-N3-)-methyltransferase activity. The transcript is spliced from 3 exons. Gene Ontology annotation, cellular component: cytoplasm. The record is from RefSeq and is a predicted model, not a curated record.
AUGGCUAUGGCUGCUAAAGGAGAAGAAGAGAAAUGGGUGAAACAUUACUCAUCAACCCAUCAACUUCUUCUAGUGGGUGAAGGAGAUUUCUCCUUUUCUUUGUCUUUAGCCCUUUCCUUUGGCUCUGCUACAAACAUCUGCGCCUCUUCUCUUGAUUCAUACGUAACGGUGAUCAGCAAAUACAAGAAAGCAAAAUCAAAUUUGGAAACUCUAGAGAGGCUGGGAGCAUGCAUUUUACAUGGUGUUGAUGCAACCAAAAUGAAGGUUCAUCCUCAUUUGCGAAUGAGGAAGUUUGAUCGAAUCAUCUUCAACUUUCCUCAUGCAGGCUUUCAUGGAAAGGAACAUAAUGUGCUUAUGAUUAAGAUGCAUAGGAGUCUUGUGCAGGGUUUUUACAGAAAUGCAAGCGGCAUGUUGAGGGCUAGUGGUGAAGUUCAUGUAAGCCACAAAACAACUGGUCCAUUUUGCAGCUGGAAUCUUGAGGAACUUGCUUAUAGAAACUCCCUGUCAUUAAUCGAGUGCGUCGGUUUUAAGAUAGAAGAUUACCCUGGUUACAACAAUAAGAGAGGAGAUGGUUGGAUAUGUGAUGAGUCCUUUCCCUUGGGUGAAUGCAGUACCUUCAAAUUUAGAUUCUCUCAAUCUUCGAAGAAGAAAUCUAGAAGGACAAGGAACAAGAGAAAUGCUAACAGAAGACCUCAGCAACUUCAAGAGUUACCAAUCCAAACGCAGAAGCAGGGAAGUUCAAUUGGUCUAACACAUUAUCAUACAAAUUUAACCAUAGAUAUUAAUAGAUUCCCAGGAUAUGUGGGGGUACCUUUAACGAUAAAUAUGAGAAGAGAAAACCCCUGGAACUUUUAUGGUAGCUUUAAUAAGGCAAGGGAGACAUUGGCAAGAGCUGGUAAUGGUGUGGACUAUUUUGUUCAGGAACCGCACCGGUUUGACAGUUUUAGACAUCCUCCCACAAAUUUCAACAGAAAUAUGAAUGACCAACAAGAAAGUGCAAGGAUCUCUAGCAGUUGCUUCAGCUUCAAUAAUGUUAGGGAGACACUUGGAAGAGCUGGUCAUAGAGUGGACUAUACAGUUCAUGGAUCAGUUAUUCUUGGCUUGGAAAGGUAUAUGGAAGAAGCACCUGAAAGAACCUUAAAUGGUUAUGCAUAUAUGGAUGAACUUCGCCGUUCAAACAGUGUGAGAUCAGCGCGGCUGCGAAGCAUGGUGUUGGAUUAUGGGGAUCGGGGUUAA